UCCUGGACAUUAAUUGGUUUUCAAUUUCAAUCUCGUAUUUUGGGUUCUUGAGAGGAUUUGGAGGCCUGCAUUGAUUGGUUUAUUAUGCGGGUCUCGAAUGUGUCUUGAGUGACACAACAUAUUGGUUACAAAAGAAUGGGCUGCAUUUGCUCAAAGGGUUCUUCCGAAGAUGAAUAUGUUUUCGAACAAAAAGAAGUUGAUAAAUCUUCUGUACAUAUGGUUGCUCCCUUGCAUAGAGAGGAGAUUAAAGUAGACUUAGUUAAUCCUAAGAUUGAAAUAAUACCUAUGAAUUCUAAAUCAAAGCGGACAUCAGAAUCUGCUCUUAUUUCUGUCCUUGCAACAAAAGUUGAGGAUGAUGGAAAAACAAGAAUUAUCGAGAGGCCUAAGGAAGGCCAUCACAAGAGGCGCUCCACUGUUGAUUUUGGAGUGCAACAAUCAAUGUCUAGAGUUGUAAGCAUACCUAAUGCUGCAAAGGGUGAACUCGGAGCUGCAGGAUGGCCAUCGUGGCUUACUUCUGUCGCAGCUGAGGCUAUUCAAGGGUGGCUUCCUCGAAGUGCAGACUCAUUUGAAAAAUUAAAUAAAAUUGGUCAAGGAACAUACAGUAGUGUGUACAAGGCCCGUGACCUUAAAACCAAUAAAAUUGUUGCAAUGAAGAAAGUGAGAUUUGUCAAUAUGGAUCCAGAGAGUGUUCGCUUUAUGGCAAAGGAAAUAUCUAUUUUGCGUAAAUUGGACCACCCAAAUGUUAUGAAACUUGAGGCUUUGGUCACAUCUAGAAUAUCAGGCAGCUUAUAUCUUGUAUUUGAAUACAUGGAACACGAUCUUGCUGGACUUGCAGCAGCACCUCGGGUUAAGUUUACUGAAGCACAGAUUAAAUGUUAUAUGCAACAAUUGCUUCGUGGACUUGAACACUGUCAUAGCCGGGGUGUACUUCAUCGAGACAUUAAGGGUUCAAACCUUCUCAUUGAUGAUAAUGGUGUUCUAAAGAUUGGAGACUUUGGCUUGGCUACAACCUUUGAGCCCAACCAAACACAGCCAUUAACAAGUCGUGUUGUAACUCUAUGGUAUAGAGCUCCUGAGCUUUUGCUUGGUACAACGGAAUAUGGAGUGGCCAUAGAUAUGUGGAGUGCUGGCUGCAUCCUCGCUGAAUUAUCUGCUGGAAAGCCUAUCAUGCCUGGAAGAACAGAGGUGGAGCAAAUGCAUAAGAUUUUCAAACUUUGUGGUUCACCUUCUGAAGAAUACUGGAAGAAAUCAAAACUACCUCAUGCUACUAGCUUUAAGCCACAACACCCAUACAAGCGAUGUGUCACUGAUACAUUCAAGGACUUUCCGCCUUCAGCUUUGGCCCUUGUUGACAUCCUACUUUCAAUAGAACCAGAAAGGCGUGGUACUGCUUAUUCUGCACUCAACAGUGAGUUCUUCAGUACAAAGCCCUUACCUUGUGAUCCAUCUAGUUUACCCAAAUAUCCUCCAAGCAAGGAAUAUGAUGCUAAGAUUCGAGAAGAGGAAGCAAGAAGGCGGAAAGCUGAGAGUGUUAAAGGAUGUGGAGAUGAAUCAUUGAGCAAGUCGUCAAGGCAAUCAAAGGGAGAAAGUACUACAGAAUCCAUUGCUGGGCAGGGACAAUCAAAUAUCAGCAUCAGUGUUAAAUAUAAUCCUCUAGAAGAAAGUGGAAGUGGAUUCCCUAUUGAGCCACCAAGAGUGAAAAAUAGGAACGGAUUUAUUCAUUCAACUUCAGUGAUCCAUCCUAAUGCAGCUGGAUAUUCUCGCAAAGUCAAAGAGGAUUCAUGUACAUCCCAACACGGUGGAGAGUUUCUAAGACAGGGUUCUCACACGUCUCGAGCUGUAGGAGACUUUUCAAGUGUUCAUUCAAAGAGGGAUGACGGGUCAUCUUAUGAGGAUUCAACGGUUUAUGUGCCAAAGAAAAGUAGACUUCUUUGCUCUGGACCACUAGUGCCACCAGGGGGAAGUAUGGAAGACAUGUUAAAGGAACAUGAGAGACAAAUCCAAGAAGCAGUUCGAAAAGCACGUAUAGAAAAAGGAAGGACCAAAAAGAAUUGUUAUGAUUAUGACUAGGCCAAAUUCAUGAUCCUCCUCCUCCUAUCUUUUGAACUGAUUGCUCACUUCUGCCGGAACAAUUUACUUCUUUUGUCAUGUAAAUGAGAUCCACAGUUGUAAAGGACCUAGGAGGAGAUACAGAUACAUUCCAGUACAAAGUGUCGCGCAUUAAGGCCAUUU
Solanum verrucosum is the source of this 2232-nucleotide messenger RNA. Its product is annotated as probable serine/threonine-protein kinase At1g09600. Lineage: Eukaryota; Viridiplantae; Streptophyta; Magnoliopsida; Solanales; Solanaceae. Gene Ontology annotation, cellular component: nucleus; cyclin-dependent protein kinase holoenzyme complex. The transcript has 9 exons. Gene Ontology annotation, molecular function: ATP binding; cyclin-dependent protein serine/threonine kinase activity; RNA polymerase II CTD heptapeptide repeat kinase activity. The record is from RefSeq and is a predicted model, not a curated record. Gene Ontology annotation, biological process: protein phosphorylation; positive regulation of transcription elongation by RNA polymerase II. The coding region runs from base 136 to 2070 and encodes 644 amino acids.